AGGAGGAGAAGAGGAGGAGGAGGGCGGGUGGAGGCUGUCUCCUCUCAACGGGGGUUUAAUCCGCGCUGUCAUGGACAAAUAUCGACCAAAGAGACCCACGACGCUAGCUCUUAUGCCACAGCGAGCUGGCACCCAGGACACAAUAAACAACAACUCUUCAGGGAAGAAAGACAGCUGGAAGGGCUCCAGGUCUUCAUCCCCACACAUUAAAGGGGCUCGAACACAAAGCGACAGUCAACCAAAAGCAGAGGACAAAGUAAGACCUUGCACCCGCCGCCCUGCCCCUAAACCGCCAACCGGCAGCACAUCCAAUGGCAGAGCCAGCACUCAAGCUGCAGCUGGCGGCACACAUGUCCGUCCACGGGAAAGAGAGCCGCCAGGGGCCAUGCACACUAAGUCAUUCAUAGCGCCAACCAGCCAACGGAGAGGGGGAGCAGUGGGAGGAGGCAGAGGAAGAGGAGAAGGGAGAAGCUUGGGGGACAUCAGAGGAAAGGAUGGAGCGACAUCAGCGAAGGAAGAAAGAAGAGGAGGAAGACUGUGUGAUGAGUCCAAAGGCAAGGAGAAAGAGAAAACCAUCAACUACAGACCUAAAGAAACAAAUCGACCAAAAAGCUCGGCGGCAGAUGGAAAAGGGAAACUAUAUGCUAAAGGGGAAAACAAAGGAGGGAAGGGGAAACUCAACUACUCACUGUCCAACCAGGUUUACUUAACAGCCAUGGUGGUCCCACGCACACCUGUAGCACCAAGAAAAGGGGACAAGACCAAGGUUCAAGGCCAAAACCAUGACAGGAAAAGUCGUUCCCAAUCCAGUAGUGAUGGGGGGUCCAACAGAAUGUCCCUCAGCUCAGACACAGAGGGACCCCCACCAGAACCCCUGCAUCCCCCUCUAUCCCAUCGAGCUAACCCUGACAUCAGAGAAGAAGAGGGUGAAGGAGCUCUAUUUUCCACUGGGAAAGACCAUGAGAGUCCAGAAUCUUUACCUAAGGGUGACACAAAGUCAGAGACAGACUGUAUCCAAUCAGAGGUGGACCCAAGAGGAGGAAAGGGUGAUAAUAAGAGUGAAACUGAGAGGACCAAAUCUGUGUGUCUGGGCGAUCCUACAGCUCCUCAGACUAAACCAAAGAGCGAAGCUUCUACGGCGUUAAAUUAUGACUCUAUUAAACCCACGCUGGUGGUUGACAAGCACGCUCAUUUGGAGCUGGUCAGCCUCAAGGACUGCUUGCACAGUAAGAGCGGACACAAUGAAGAUAGCGAUGCAGAGACCGUCUAUCAGUCAGCCAAUGAGGAGGAAGACCCGGAGUAUAAGGAGGAGAGGAAGAAAAAAGAGGAUGCCAAAAAGCAAGGGUGCAGGAAAGAGGAAGAAAUGAGAAGAAAGGAGGAGAAGAUGAAAGAAGACUUGAGGAGGAGAAGGGAGGAGGAGGUGAAAAGAAGGAGAGAAGUGGUGACGAGGGUCUGCAAGCACCCCAAGGCAAUAUCAGCCAAAACAGCAGAGGAAGAGGAAUCUAAUGGAGGAAAAGCAAGCGCACCCAGAAGCAAGAAGUUUUUAAACCUGUUUUCUACUGACAAAGACUACAGUUCCACUGGUGCAGGCUCAUUUAGCAUGUUUUCCUGUGUGUUGGAUGGAGUGGAGAGGCAGCAGAGCCAUAAGGCUGCAUACAGGUUUGUACCCCGACAUGCUGAUGAGCUGUACCUGGAGACAGAUGACCCGGUCUUAAUUCUCAAGCAGUCUGAGGAUCUGUGGUGUCAGGGUUACAACAUGAGGACAGGGGUUACUGGAAUUUUCCCUGCUUUCUACGCCGUCAGGGUGGCCAGAAAUACUACCAAAGGGCAAAAGGAUGGUUGGAUUGAACAGUUCCUGGUGCGAUUCUUGGGUUCCGUUCAAGUUCCCACCCAAAAAGGCAACAAUGUGCUGUGUGCUGCUAUGAGGAAGGUUGCAUACAACAGGCGGUUUGCAGGACAGCCUCCCUCAGCCUGUGUGCUCGAGGUCAGUGUGAGGGGUGUGAAAAUCAGUGUCCAGGACCAGUGUCACUCUGCUCACAGGGGAGAACAGUGUUUCCAUUUCUUCCAUUUGAAGAACAUCUCCUUCUGUGGCUGCCAUCCAAAACACAGCAAGUAUUUUGGUUUCUUCACCAAACAUCCUGACCAACACCGCUUUGCCUGCCAUGUGAUGAUGGCAGAUACAAGUUUACAUCCUCUGGCUAAGUCAGUUGGGAAGGCCUUCCAACAGUAUUACAAAGAACACAUUGGCUACUCUUGUCCUACUGAAGACAUCUUUAUUGAAUAGCUCACCUUUUUUCCUCGUUGUGACAGAAUGUGUUAACUAUUGGUGAUGUGCACGUCUAGGAGGUCUAUUUGGGUACAUUCAUCAUCCGCGUCAGUGGAAUCUACAAAGGCUGAAUUGAAGGAAAUUGGAAUAGGUACUGGACAAGAACCACACACAUAACUGUUUGUUGCAUACAUUGGAGUUUUGCAAACACAAAAUCUAAAUGCACUGCAAACCCUGCAACACCUUCAGACACGUAUGUCCUACACUCGAGAGAAUAUAGACAAAUCCAAAUGCGACACCUAACAAACUGCACGACUCUCACUUACUUUCUAUUUUCAAUUUAUCUUCCAAAUUUCAUAUAUUUUAGCCAGCAAACUAGCACAACAACCUUAAUCAAUGAUUAGAUUUUUAUUCCUGGUUUCGUCACAUGUUUGCGAGGUAGAGUUCAUAUGACUUAAAGGACCCGUAGCGUCAAGAUGAUCAAAAUUUCACUACCAAGUCCUCUUUAUAUAUUAUUUGCCCCGGAAAAUGAAUCGGGAAAUCAUUUCCCAUAAUAUCAAUUAGUUUUUGAGUAAUGAGUACAAUACUAACUUUACUUGGAACGCCCGCUUUCCAUCGCCAGACUCGAUAUGCUGCCCCCUCUUGGUGUGACGUCAAUUACAGAACUGGAGCCCAUUUCCCCACACUGGCAGUGUGGAUAAAGUCAUAUACAAUUAUUAUUUUGAUCAUUCACCGUAAUUGCAUGUUUUUUUGCCCUGGUCCAUGAUUAUUUAUAAACUAAUAUGGUUGACAUUAUGAGCAAAAAAGAACUAUCAAAGAAUUCCCAUUUCCGGACUUCCGUGCUCUUCUAUAGGCACCAUUGCUCGUGUUUCCUCAAGAUGCUUGAGGAAAACUAGAAUACUGGCAUCUUUAUUGUUUUUCUCUAAUUUUUGCGUGCUGGAUCUGCUCUUUUCUCCAAUUUUCCAAAUUUUUGGACUCAGUCGUUCUUCCUUCAAGGGUGCUACUAAAUCUUGAGAUCGCAUUUGACUUGAGUUUUUUACAUUUUUCCAUCCAAACUCAGAUCAAAAGCAUUAUUCUUCGAAGUCAGAAUCAUUCAAAUGAUUUCUGCAAACCACACUCCUCUUGCUUGGUCUGUCCUAUUUUGUAUGAGUCAAUUUGACCGGACAGAUCCAUACUUUCUUUAUAUUCCCAUCCCAUUCCACCGCUUAUUUCCUUUUGGGGUUGCGGGGGGCGCUGGCGCCUAUCCCAGCUACAAUCGGGCGGAAGGCGGUGUACACCCUGGACAAGUCGCCACUUCAUCGCAGGGCCAACACAGAUAGACAGACAACAUUCACACUCACAUUCACACACUAGGGCCAAUUUAGUGUUGCCAAUCAACCUAUCCCCAGGUGCAUGUCUUUGGAAGUGGGAAGAAGCCGGAGUACCCGGAGGGAACCCACACAGUCACGGGGAGAACAUGCAAACUCCACACAGAAAGAUCCCGAGCCUGGAUUUGAACCCAGGACUGCAGGACCUUUGUAUUGUGAGGCAGACGCACUAACCCCUCUGCCCCCGUAUAUUCCCAUCAUUUGGAAAUGUAUGCAGGCAGACCCCUUCUUUAGUUGUGUUGAUACAACCUGCAACAAUCCAUCCAUCCAUCCAUUUUCUACCGCUUAUUCCCUUUCGGGGUCGCGGGGGGCGCUGGCGCCUAUCUCAGCUACAAUCGGGCGGAAGGCGGGGUACACCCUGGACAAGUCGCCACCUCAUCGCAGGGCCAACACAGAUAGACAACAUUCACACUCACAUUCACACACUAGGGCCAAUUUAGUGUUGCCAAUCAACUUAUCCCCAGGUGCAUGUUUUUGGCGGUGGGAGGAAGCCGGAGUAUAUUAUAUACCAGGGGUCACCAACGCGGUGCCCGCGGGCACCAGGUAGCCCAUAAGGACCAGAUGAGUAGCCCGCUGGCCUGUUCUAAUAAUAGCUCAAAUAGCAGCACUUACAACAUUUUUAUUUCUAAGAGAGACAAAACUCAAAUAGAAUUAGAAAAUCCAAGAAAAAAAUGUAAAGACUUGGUCUUCACUUGUUUAAAUAAAUUCAUAUUUUUUUUCACUUUGCUUCUUAUAACUUUUAGAAAGACAAUUUUAGAGAAAAAAUAAAACCUUAAAAAUGAUUUUAGUAUUUUUAAACACAUAUACCUUUUUACCUUUUAAAUUUCUUCCUCUUCUUUCCUGACAAUUUAAAUCAAUGUUCAAGUACUUUUUUGUUAUUGUAAAGAAUGAUAAAUACAUUUUAAUUUAAUUUUUCAUUUUAGCUUCUGUUUUUUUCGACAAAGAAUAUUUGUGAAAUAUUUCUUCAAACUUACGAUUAAAAUUCAAAAAAAAUAUUCUGGCAAAUCUAGAAAAUUUGUAGAAUCAAAUUUAAAUCUUAUUUCAAAGUCUUUUGAAUUUAUUUUAAAAUGUUUGUUCUGGAAAAUCUAGGAGAAAUAAUGAUUUGUCUUUGUUAGAAAUAUAGCUUGGUCCAAUUUGUUAUAUAUUCUAACAAAGUGCAGAUUGGAUUUUAACCUAUUUAAAACAUGUCAUCAAAAUUCUAAAAUUAAUCUUAAUCAGUAAAAUUUACUAAUGAUGUUCCAUAAAUUCUUUUUUUAAUUUUUUCAAAAAGAUUCGAAUGAGCUAGUUUUUUCAUUUUUUUCCGUGGAAUUUUGAAUUUUAAAGAGUCGAAAUUGAAGAUAAACUAUGUUUCAAAAUUUAAUUUUCAUGUUUUCCGUGUUUUCUCCUCCUUUAAACCGUUCAAUUAAGUGUUUUUUUCAUCAUUUAUUCUCUACAAAAAACUUUCCGUAAAAGGAAAAAAAAAUGUACGACGGGAUGACAGACAGAAAUACCCAUUUUUUUAUAUAUAUAGAUUUAUUUAUUAAAGGUAAAUUGAGCAAAUUGGCUAUAUCUGGCAAUUUAUUUAAGUGUGUAUCAAACUGGUAGCCCUUCGCAUUAAUCAGUACCGAAGAAGUAGCUCUUGCUUUCAAAAAGGUUGGUGACCCCUGUUAUAUACUAUUUGUAUAUAUGUACCACAAUGUUAACCAUGUCAGUUUUGAAGUAAUCAUGAACCAGGUUGACAAAAACACGCAAAUAAAUGGUUAAAGUCAUAGUUUUAUAUGCCCUUAUCCACACUCUCUAUGUGGGGAAAUCGACUCCAGUUCUGUAAAUGACAUCACACUACGAGGAGGUGGCAUAUUGAGUCUGGUGAUGGAAAGGGGGCGUUGAUGGUAUAUACUGUAUACCAUCAACAUGCAAAUGGAAAAAUAGCCAUUGGCUACAAUCUGGCAUAUUUACAUUUGAUAUGUUCAUUAAUAUGCAUUGUCCCAUGUAACUAGGAUGUAACAAAUGACGACUUCCUAUCAGUUUUAUCAUACAGUGCAUCUAUAAACAAGUGCUUAUUGUGGGACAGGCGAAAGUUAAGUUUUAGAAAAUGCGUUUAUAAAUCAUGUAAUGUAUCUGUGUGGCCUGGUGGCAAAUGUGUAAUGGACAGGUACUGGUCUUCAGACCAGUGGUAGGAGUACACUGCAUUAUAAAACAAGCCUAAAAUCAUUACUGUGUCUAUUUUGGGCGGAACUUUGCCUUUAGACAUCAUUUUUACGUCCAGAACUAUGAAAUAUGUGUUGGCAGCCCCUCAAUCAGAUUCGCCCCACAGCCACUAGGCUUUUUGAAUGACAAGCCAGUGUAUUGGGUUUUUUUUUUUUUUUUUUUCCCAAAAAGAGUACUAUGAAGAUGGCACAGAGGAAGAAUGCUAUUAGUAGCGGCCGAAUGGAUACAUGUUAGUGACCGUCACUUGUCAUUAACUUCUACAUCCGAGUGAAAUAACCUCCCUUUAACUGAGGUUUGUGUAAGAACUUGUCACCAGCCUUUGGAUUCCCAUGAAGGCAUAUGUGGAAUGAAGAAGUCCAGUCGCCCUUGAGUUUGUACUGGAUGCAUCUAUCUGCUUUGUCCCAUAGUCAUGACUGGAUGGAUGUUUGGGACUCUUUUAAGAUACAGCACAACUGCCCUUAUAACGAAGUACUUAUACCUAUGGUGUUAUGAUGAGAGGAAAACAAAACAUCCAUCACAGACACUCCAGUGACAGAAAUGUGGGUUAGAUCAUCACUGUGCUAUAAAAAAAGUCAUAUCAUAAGCUCUAAUGUGGUUAUUUUAAAGUGCGUUCUACAAUGCAUUGUCAUAAUCGAAAAGGGACACAGUGUAUAGGUAAAUGACAAAUACAAUCAAAAAUAUGAGAGCUGCAGAAGAAGAGGGAGGGAUGGUCACUUCAUAACAAUAACUAAGUUGAGAUGAGGCAGUUUCAAGAUGAGCACAUUUGUCUCUUUAAAGCAUAGCAAUGAAUGAGUGAAUGUCAAACCAGUACACUGGUUCAACAGUAUGAAUGGAUGUUUGCUCCUAAUUUAACAUGCUUUAGUAUAAAGGAAUGAGGUGAUGACUGACACAAAUAUAAAGGUGGGGAAGCAGGAACGGGCCCUAACAAGGACCAGUAAUGAAAGUACCUAAGAGCAGGAUGCAGUGGAAUGCACUGAGCACAAGUAGUGGUCCAAGCAUCUUAAGAAAGACAAGACAAUCUAAGAAGACAUAUAAUAAUGCGGCAACAAGCCAAAGCCACACCUGAAUACUGUAGCACGCUAUUCGCCAAUCUAACGGAACAUCAAUUCAAAACACAGUGGAAGUUUCUGACGAAAAAUAGAGUAAUAGACCGGACGUUCACGUGACGGCAUGAAGUUUAUCCUCCGCAAGCUGCAUCGUUUUAUGUGCGUGUGAAGUCAGGUUAACUGCUUGGUUUGCAUUAACUGUCAUUAAAUUGUCUUUGGCAUUCCCUACUGUUCAUAGACCUUAGUGCUCUAGUUCCUAAUAUAUAAUGGCCCUGUUCUUUGCACAUAUGACAACAAAGUGUGUGGGGUUUUUUUUGUAUUUAUUGAUCCAUAUUUGAAAGUUCAUAUUUGUAUCUUACAACUACCUAGACAAUCUAAUGUCGGCCAAAUGUUCCAAAAUGACUUGUUUUUAAGGGUUUUUCCCGACAUGACGAUUUUUCUUUAAACUAAUUACAGGGCCCAGGUGACUCGGUGCAAUCGAUUCAAUUGUGUUUUCCUGUUGCAUGCUUAAAUCUGACAUCAUGAAGUACUCACUUAGUAUUCGACAAUAACUCAACAUGGCAAGGUUUUGAGUAAACACAUGUGAAGGAGCUAAAUCAGGGCUGUCCAAUUUGGCUAUCAUGAAUUUACAUGCUGCCGGUGUUUUGUCGUCAACAUGAGUAAAUCAGGUCUAUGACCACUUGUCAUGCUUUGAAUGUAGGGAAGGGCAGCAUUUACUUGUAUGACCCAGUGCAAACAACCUUCCCUAAUAAAAAAUAAAAAAAAAUCUAACCAACACAAAAUGCCAACAGACACAACACAAUAUAACACAAUGUGUGGAUAUUAUACAAAUGUCAAUGCACCAAAUAAAAGUUUCUAAAUUACACUCGUUACAAAGUAAAUUAUAAUCCAUUAAAAAGCAAAAAUGAAAAACACUCUCACCACACUCAAUGUUUAGCGCAUUUUAACUGCUUGAUAUUUCUGAUGGAUUACAAAACUUUAAGGAGCUUGUCAAAGAAGUAAACAAAGUAGGAGUCCAACCUUUACAUACUAUUAAUAUCCAAUUAUAUUAUUGUAUAAAUAUAGUUACUAUUACAGUACUGUAACAAUUAUUAUAUUUUUUUAGAUGAAAUAAUACAGAACAAGUUAUAAAAUAUGACAUCUCAUCAGACUUUUUGCUUUGAUUUUGCUAUGGUCACAAUAAAAAUGGUAAUACAUUUUUCAAUGAAUAGAUGUUCUUCUUUUUCGUUUAAAGUACCGGUUCAUUUGGGGUACUAAGCAAGUUAUUUUCAAAUAAGGGAUAUAUUUACCAUGAAUUCCCAACAUAAACUGUACUGUAUACCAGGGGUGUCAAACUAAUUUUAGAUGGGGGGCCACAUGGAGAAAAAUCUACUCCCAAGUGGGCUGGAUUGAUAAAAACACGGCACGAUAACUUAAAAAUAAAGACAACUUCAGAUUGUUUUCUAUGUUUAAAACUAGGACAAGCACAUUCUGAAAAUGUACGAAUCAUAAUGGUCUUGUUUUUUUACACUUACAUGUUGCAGUUAAUAGUAUUCUAUCUUUAUUCGUUGUUCUGAAUAAAUUAUGUGAUAAUGUUCAUCAGUCAACUCAGUGUUAACUUUCAAUCUAUUAAGAUACAAAAAAAUGAUAUCAAAAUCAAAUUACAGGAUGUUACUUAUGUAGUUUGAUCAUUUUCCUUGACUUGUGCACUAACAUCAUGUGUUUUUUUUUUUUUACAUUUGUAUCAUCAUCUACAAAGAUACAAAUAAUUGCUAUUGCGACAUCCAGUGGACACAUUUAGAACAGCAGUUUCUUCCAUUCUAAAAUUUCGGCAAAUUUUUAUACUUAGCAAACUCAUUCCGCGGGCCGGUUCAAACCUGAUCCGGCCCGUGGGCCAUAUGUUUGACACCCUUGCUGUAUACAGUACAUAACAUUACACAUCUCUGACAUUAUUUAGUAGUAUUUUAGAAAAUAAAACAUCACAGAUGUGUUCUCAUAAAAUAAGCGCUGUCAAAUGAUUUUAAAAUCAGAUUAAUCACUUUUGAGUUUGGAUUAAUCAUGAUUAAUCACAGGCAAGUACUCACAUGCGUGAUUUAAAUGAACGUAAAAAAAAGGCCCAAUAUUUAGACACAGAUUAAAUUUUAUUGGCAGAAUGUCAUACAGAAGCAUCUUUUAAUGUAUUACUUGAAUGCAUUACAUUUAUUUGUUCAAGAUUCGGCAACAGUUUUAUCUGAAGUCCAGUCGGGGCUUAUCUUGAAGUGCACCAAUAACCAUCUGCGGUUACAGCAAAGAAGUAAAAUUAAUUCUGUGUAGCCACACUACAUGAAUAAUGCAAUAUUUCUUUGUGAUUCAUCAUCCGAGUGAACUUAUGUUUAACAGCUGUAAUCAAAAUAUUGACUUCACCCUGCCUUCACUCACCUCUACUCAGAUAUUAGAAGUGCCAGGUAAUACUUUCAAUUAUGAUUAGAUUUAAGCAUGUAAUACACACUGAAAUAUUUCAUACUAAAGAGUGCCUACUUAUUUUUCUGUGUGACUUCUGUUUCAGCUAAAACAGCUGACGUGGAUAUUUCUUUCAAUUAUUGACAACAAAUCGGAACCAUAAAUCCAAUUCCAUGUCACUUGCUCCUUAUGUGCCAGUGGAUGUUUGUGUGCACCAGAUAGUGGCUUUUUAUUUCACCUCUUUGAUUUCUGUAUCUUAGGGAGGGAUCUAAUGUACAUAAUUAAUAUAAUACAUCAUGUAAAGAGACUGUAUGUAUGUAUAGAAGCUAAUAUUCUAUAUAUGUUUGACCACAAUCCCGAGGAAACACUGCAUGUUAUUGAUGUUGAUGAUGCACAGAGUGGUGCUGAUGAUGGUUAUACUUGUCAAUAAAUCACAUUUACAACUGCAUUUAUUGAAAUGAUUCA
Messenger RNA from Nerophis ophidion (straightnose pipefish), 9749 nucleotides. RefSeq names its product C-Jun-amino-terminal kinase-interacting protein 1-like. The record is from RefSeq and is a predicted model, not a curated record. Gene Ontology annotation, biological process: regulation of JNK cascade. The transcript has 12 exons. Gene Ontology annotation, cellular component: cytoplasm. Bases 71 to 2284 code for a protein of 737 amino acids. Lineage: Eukaryota; Metazoa; Chordata; Actinopteri; Syngnathiformes; Syngnathidae. Gene Ontology annotation, molecular function: protein binding.